UGCUCUUUCAUGUGUUCCAUGUUUCUCAGUUCAUUAUUCCACAUUCACAGCUACUGAACACAUCGUAUCUGCAAACUGCAUAUUGAUCCUCAUAUAUUCUGAGAGACUUUUACCUGAGCUAUUUCAGUUCUCUGUACUGUCAGACUGAAACCAUGAGCGACAAGAAGCAAAGGCGACUGCCGAAAAUCGGAGAAAAACGGGAGAAGAGAGAAAAUGCAAGUGAUGUGAACCCAAACAAAAAGGUUCAUACAGGAGAUGUCCAUGGCCUCCUGACAUCACAUGUGUCCAGGCCUGUUGCACACAGAUGCACCCAGCCAGAAAUUGGCAAUGGCUGGCUGCUGAAACAACACAUAGGCAUCAUAAUGCAAACAGGUAGUGGCGAACUGGUUUCAACCCACCUUCCCCCAUUACCAGUUAAAGCUGUUGCCCAGCAGCAGGUCAAGAAGUUGAGCAAACGCUCCUCAGCCUCCAGACAUGGCUUUGUCACCCGGUUACCUGCAGUUGUCAAACAAGACUACAGCAACAAGGAAGGCAGUCAUCUGAGACGGGACAGACUGAUGCCUGUACAUCUGCCCCCGACUGAAAAUAUGACCCAGUCCAGCUCCAGCAGCUCCUGGUCAGCCGGACACAAACCUGACACGGCUGUCCUCAGGCCAACCACAGGGCUGAAAAACCUCUGCAGGCUGCCUGAUAUUAAAAACGCUCAAGUUAAGUGCUCCAGGUCAAAGAGCGGGAAUCUGCACAGACUGCCAUGUGGACUGCCGAGGAAAGAGGAACUUGAGAAGAACCUCAAGCUGCCUCCAAUUGCAAACGCGCAGAGGGCUAAGAGUCCCAAAGCGGACAUAGCAAAGAAAAAGAAGAAAAUUAUAUGAACAUGUAAAUCAUCUAAUUUCUCCCAUCAACUUUAAACUUUCUUACAUCAA
This is a messenger RNA of Siniperca chuatsi (mandarin fish), 923 nucleotides long. RefSeq lists its product as uncharacterized. Bases 153 to 872 code for a protein of 239 amino acids. The transcript is spliced from 5 exons. Lineage: Eukaryota; Metazoa; Chordata; Actinopteri; Centrarchiformes; Sinipercidae. The record is from RefSeq and is a predicted model, not a curated record.